AUGUCUCGAAGGACGUCUGCUAUGCCUUCGAAUCCGUCUACAAACAGCGGUGUCCCAGCUUCUUCCGAUGGAGGUCAGGAAAAGCAGAAGAUGCUGCUUUCAUCGGAUACAGGUCACUUCAGCAUGGUCAGAGCACUUCACCUGGCGGAUCUAGUGACUGAGCUUAAUGGACUCUGCGGAGUGAUGUCCGUCUUCUCUUCCCUGCGCUACUGUCUCGGCGACCCUCAUGAUUACGGCGCGAUUUGGCUUGCCCUCGGAUUCAUGCCUUUUGGGCUUUUCUUCGAUUUCAUGGACGGGCGGAUUGCUAGGUGGAGGAAGAAGUCGUCAUUGAUGGGGCAGGAACUGGACUCUUUGGCAGACUUGAUCUCCUUCGGUAUGGCUCCGGCUGCGGCAGCCUUCGCUCUAGGAAUUCGCACGCCUCUCGACCACCUAUUCCUAUCCUUCUUCGUCUUGUGCGGCUUGACACGCCUCGCUCGAUUCAACGUGACCGCCGCUGUUCUCCCUAAAGACAAGACCGGAAAGUCAAAGUACUUCGAGGGCACGCCCAUUCCCACUACACUGUCUAUCGCUGGGUUCAUGGCCUACUGGGUUUCGCAAGAAUGGAUUUUGGAAGAUCUACCUCUGGGCGUCGCCGCCCAAGGCACCAUGUUUGAGUUUCAUCCGAUUGUUCUGCUCUUUGUUCUGCAUGGGUGCCUCAUGGUCAGCAAGACCCUGCAUAUCCCGAAGCCAUAG
Molecule: messenger RNA, 732 nt
Organism: Aspergillus calidoustus
Lineage: Eukaryota; Fungi; Ascomycota; Eurotiomycetes; Eurotiales; Aspergillaceae
Source: the annotation of a GenBank genome assembly